UGCUGAAGAGGAAAAUUCAGAUGAAAAUAAUGAUAAAGAGGAAAAUUUAGAUGAAGACAAUGAUAAAGAGGAAAAAUCCGAUGAAGAAAAUGAUAAAAAGGAAAAAUCAGAUGAAGACAAUGCGGGGUUGACUAGCAAUAAGAUAUUUUAA
Racocetra fulgida is the source of this 151-nucleotide messenger RNA. NCBI's taxonomy places the organism in Eukaryota, Fungi, Glomeromycota, Glomeromycetes, Diversisporales, Gigasporaceae. The record is from the annotation of a GenBank genome assembly.